AUGGCUUCUAAUUAUCCUGGCAGUAACUUUUCCGGGCCGCCUCCGUCAGCUGCCACAGGAGGGAGCUCGCAAGCCCAGCAGGAUCCCUUUGCCGCUGCAGCAGCCAUCGCGGCUAAGACAGCGGCGUCUCUAUCGAAUCAACUUGGUGGGAAGGUUGUGGAGCAGGGAGGACCAUCGUUUGGAUCCGGAGGAUACGGUGGCCAGUAUGGUGACAGAGCAGCUGAAGACCGAAGACAACUGUUCGUUGGUGGUAUACCAGAGGGUAUCACCGACGACGGCUUCCAUCAGUAUUUCUCACAAUUUGGUCAUGUGGAGAGAGCAAUCGUCAUGACGGAUAAGAUGACCGGUCGUUGCCGAGGAUUUGGCUUCGUAACGUACUCUACUACGGACGAGGUGGAGGUAGUAAUUAUGAAAGGAGGCCCACAUCAACUGAACGGAAAGCGGGUCGAUGUGAAUCGGUCUCAAGAUCCUAAGGACCCUCAUAGAGGAGGCUGGGGUUCUGAUAGAUCUGGCGGCCCUUCCCGACGUGGCGGUGACGACCCGAUGAAGGUGUUCUGUGGAGGUCUUCAAUCAACCCUUUCUUCAGAGCGUCUCCGUCAGCAUUUCUCCCAAUACGGCAACAUCGUCGAUUGCAUUGCUAUGCGGGACCGAGACACUGGACGAUCGAAAGGGUAUGGUUUCGUGACGUUUGAUUCAGAAGAUGCCGUCGCUGCUGCUAUCAAUGGCAACAAUAUGAUAGAUGGUCGCUGGGUGAGAACGUCGAGGUUCGGAACUCUCAACGGCAUGGAGGCUCGGAUGGAGGGGGUAAAGGGAGAGGCAGAGGCUGGGAGUCUCCCGAGUCUCAAGGUUAUGGUGAUGCCUAUACUCAAGCUGCGAUGCAGCAGGGAUGGGCAGGACUGGCGGCCCAACAAGCGUACUGGGAUAAAGGCUCAGCAGCAGGGAGGACAAGCCGGCCAGAUGACCGACCCGUGA
Messenger RNA from Perkinsus marinus ATCC 50983, 972 nucleotides. RefSeq lists its product as hypothetical. The record is from RefSeq and is a predicted model, not a curated record. NCBI's taxonomy places the organism in Eukaryota, Perkinsozoa, Perkinsida, Perkinsidae. Gene Ontology annotation, molecular function: mRNA binding. The transcript has 12 exons. The coding region runs from base 1 to 972 and encodes 323 amino acids.